AAAGUAAUCAAUUUUUCACAAUCUUGAUAAAAAUCAAACAAAAUCGGGCGAAUUAUAUGAAAACUCUAGGCGGUAUAAAAUAGCGAAUCAGAGUGUUCGUUCUAUUGAGGUUCCCAAAAAAGGUCAAGUCCCGUAUGCUCCACGUCAUUUUGGCUCGUUGAGCAAUCAAGAUGGCGGAUCGUGCUAUGCUGGACGAAGCGAGGAAUGAUGUACGCGAAACAGACCUAAAUGGCGACCUCAUGGCUGGUGCAAUAGGUACUAGUGCUACUACAACUAUUGAUUUUGAUGAGGAUGACCCUCAAAAUUUUCCUCACAUGGAAGAAAUGUUAAAAGUUGCCACCGAUUUGCAAGGCGGUUCGAGCAUUGACGAGAGUUCUACCGGCGGUACCGGUCAUUCCCCAAGACUAGAAUUUGAAGAAACAGGUCAAAGCCAGCCCACCUGGUCGAAUCAACAGCAGGCUUACAUCUCUGAAAACUCCUCUUCCCAGCACUAUGGCGGGGGGUCCCAAGCACUUGUCCAGCCACCCCAAGGACAAAAACUGGAGACUAUUAAAAAAUGGAGCAUCUCAACUUACAAAUGCACCCGGCAGUAUCUAUCAGAGAGAUUUGGGAAAGGGACUAAAACUGUGGACACAGAGCUCGAAGCUCAAAUUCUGUUGUUGAGAGAGACACAGGCAAAAUAUGCCCUGAUGUUGCGCCAAUCCCGUCAGCUGAUGCUUCAGUUCCAGGCCAUGUUACAGACUCAAAAGAGUCUAGGUGACACAUUCUCUGAUUUAGGAAUGAAGUCACCAGAACUACAAGAUGAGUUUAACUAUAAUGCUGAAACUCAAAAAUCUUUAAUCAAGAAUGGAGAGGUCCUUCUUGGAGCCCUUAGUUUCUUUAACACAAAUCUAGAGACUUUAGUACAUAAGACCAUGGAAGAUUCUGUUACCACAGUAAAGGCAUAUGAGUCUGCUAGAAUAGAGUAUGACGCCUAUCGAUCUGACCUGGAAGCUGCUCAGGCUGGCCCUAGAACACCUGCUACGGCUGCCAGAGCAGAAGAGACGAGGGAGCAGUUUGAAAAACAGAAGGCCAAGUUUGACCGAUUGCGGAAUGAUCUCACUAUAAAGUUGCGAUUCUUAGACGAAAAUAAGGUAAAAGUGAUGCACAAACAACUUCUUCUCUUUAAUAACGCCAUCACUGCCUACUUCACGGGUAACAAGCAAGCACUGGAAACAUGCAUCAAGGAAUUCCACAUUAAGAUGCAACAUAAAGAGGCGCAGCAUACUUCAUUCUUAGAGCAUUAGCUGUUGUCAUAGUAAUGUCAGACUGGACUUGGGAAUAGAAUUAUAGAAUAAGAAAAAUUGGAAAGGGAUAGCAGAAACAUUAUUUGAGUUAGAGCCAUAGAUUACAGCUUUGGGAUUAUUUUGUAAUUAUUAUACAAUCCCAAAAAGCUUGUUGAAUGUUUUUAUGCCCCAAUAACUCAAGAUUAGGGUUCUGGUAGUGAAUAAGAUGCAUAUAUUUUGUUUUUCUUAAAUUACUUUCUACACUAGAGGUGAUAGGUACUGUAUUUAAGGUUUUGAUUGUCAUACCCAAAUGACUUUUAACUCUCAAAUGUGGCUUGAAUCAUUUAGUAUCUCCACAGGAUAUUCAUUUGUGAUUAUAUAGAGGCCAUUCUCUAUACUCUUGUUCUUGAAAUACACUGCAAAAAGAUCUGGAAAUAAAUUAGACAUCAGUUUUAAAAUGCUGGUGCAAACUACAGAUCAAAACUCUAUCAUUGAGCAUUCAUUGUUUUAAUCCUGCUACAAUGGUGUAAAAUAGAAUAAUCUAUAAAAUCUUAUACAAGUGUUUUUAUUCAAAAUACUUUAUCUGGGCUUAAAAGACAGCUAUAAGUUGUAAAAUGUUUAUUAUGAUAUGUCAUUCUUGGAUAUAAUGAAUGCUGUAUUAUAUACACUGUGCUAUUACAGUCUGCAAUUUGAUAAAGUUCUUUACUUCCAUGGUGA
Molecule: messenger RNA, 1982 nt
Organism: Nematostella vectensis (starlet sea anemone)
Lineage: Eukaryota; Metazoa; Cnidaria; Anthozoa; Actiniaria; Edwardsiidae
Product: arfaptin-2
Exons: 3
Coding region: 171-1286 (371 amino acids)
Biological process (GO): regulation of Arp2/3 complex-mediated actin nucleation; intracellular protein transport
Cellular component (GO): trans-Golgi network membrane
Molecular function (GO): phospholipid binding; protein domain specific binding
Source: RefSeq, a predicted model, not a curated record